AUGAACCUCAUGAGGGACCACGAUCACGCCGAAGUUGACCAUUCCGAGAAGGCCGGAGCUGAAGAAGAACAUCAUGAAGUUUCAGUUCAGCCAGCAGAAAGCUCUGUGCUGAACACUCGUUCUGCUGAACCCCAUGAGGACCACGACCACGCCGAAGUGGACCAUUCCGAGAAGGCCGGAGCUGAAGAAGAACAUCAUGAAGUUUCAGUUCAGCCAGCAGAAAGCUCUGUGCUGAACACAGGUUCUGAUGAACCUGACGAGGACCACGACCACGCCGAAGUUGAACAUUCCGAGAAGGCCGAAGCUGAGAAAGAACAUCACGAAGUUUCGGCUGAGCCAGCAGAAAGCUCCUUGCCGAACACUGGCUCUGAUGAACCUCACGAGGACCGCGACCACGCCGAAGUUGAACAUUCCGAGAAGGUCGAAGCUGAAAAAGAACAUCACGAAGUUUCGGCUCAGCCAGCAGAAAGCUCCGUGCUGAACACUGGCUCAGAUGAACCUCAUGCGGACCAUGGACACGCCGAGAAUGAUCAUUCCGAGAAGGCCGGAGCUGAAGAACAACAUCAUGAAGUUUCGGUUCAGCCAGCAGAAAGCUCCGUGCUGAACACUGGCUCUGAUGAACCUCAUGAGGACCACGAUCACGCCGAAGUUGACCAUUCCGAGAAGGCCGGAGCUGAAGAAGAACAUCACGAAGUUUCGGCUCAGCCAGCAGAAAGCUCUGUGCUGAACACAGGUUCUGAUGAACCUCAUGCGGACCAUGAACACGCCGAAAAUGUUCAUUCCGAGAAGGCCGGAGCUGAAAAAGAACAUCACGAAGUUUCGGCUCAGCCAGCAGAAAGCUCCGUGCUGAACACUGGCUCUGAUGAACCUCAUGAGGACCACGAUCAAGCCGAAGUUGACCAUUCCGAGAAGGCCGGAGCUGAAGAAGAACAUCACGAAGUUUCGGCUCAGCCAGCAGAAAGCUCCUUGCCGAACACUAGCUCUGAUGAACCUCACGAGGACCACGACCACGCCGAAGUUCAACAUUCCGAGAAGGCCGAAGCUGAAAAAGAACAACACGAAGUUUCGGCUCAGCCAGCAGAAAGCUCCGUGCUGAACACUGGCUCAGAUGAACCUCAUGCGGACCAUGAACACGCCGAGAAUGAUCAUUCCGAGAAGGCCGGAGCUGAAAAAGAACAUCACGAAGUUUCGGCUCAGCCAGCAGAAAGCUCCUUGCCGAACACUAGCUCUGAUGAACCUCACGAGGACCGCGACCACGCCGAAGUUGAACAUUCCGAGAAGGUCGAAGCUGAAAAAGAACAUCGCGAAGUUUCGGCUCAGCC
This is a messenger RNA of Caenorhabditis auriculariae, 1322 nucleotides long. The record is from the annotation of a GenBank genome assembly. NCBI's taxonomy places the organism in Eukaryota, Metazoa, Nematoda, Chromadorea, Rhabditida, Rhabditidae.